AUGAUCAAUGCUACAUGUCGAGUAUAUUUAUUGCCAAAUUCAAUAGGCAAAGGUCGUUUAUCAAUAUUUCGUGAAGCAUGUUCAAAAUUUUCUCUUGAAUGUAUAACAUCAUUUAAUAUUAAUAAUAUUGAUUGUAUUAUUGUUGAAGAUACACUUGAAACACAUAUUAUUAUUGAAAAAAUUCUUCAUAUUGAUUUAUCAAAUUCAUAUAUUCCACAAUUAGUUAGUACAAGAUGGCUUAGUGAAUCAUUACGUGCUCAAAAAUUAUUACCACGUGAACCAUAUAUACGUUCAUUAGUAUUUGAAAUAACAAAAACAACAAAUGAAAAUAAUAUAAUAAUUAAUCAAAAAAUAUCUCGAAUAAAAUUUAAUAAUGAACAGUCAAUUAUACCGAGAAUACGAUCAAAUUCAGACAGUGAUUAUGAUGAUGAUGAUGAAAAUAUUAAAAAAACUGAUGAAGAAUUAAUUACAUUAGCUUCCAAAGAAAUUACAUUUGCGAGAAAUAAUUGGAUGUGUUGUGAAUCAUCUGCAUUACCUGUUGAUCCUAUAGUUAAUCCCAAUCAAGCUGUUAUUGAUAAACUUCAAGAAAUGGCAAAUUUAUAUCGAAAUUCUAAUGAUAAAUGGCGUGCAUAUGGUUAUCAAAAAGCAAUAAGUACUUUAAAAAAAUGUCAUCGACCAGUUACAACUUAUGAAGAAAUUCGAAUGUUACCUGGUAUUGGUUCACGUUUAGCAGAAAAAAUAGUUGAAAUAAUGGAAACAGGUAGUAUGAUAAAAUUAGAAGAAUAUCAAACAGAUGCUGAUAUUGCUGUAAUGGAUUUAUUUGGAAAAAUUUGGGGUAUUGGACCAGCACAAGCUAAACGAUGGGUUGAUCUUGGCUAUCGAACAUUAGAUGAUCUUCGUACAAAAGCUAAAUUAACACAUAAUCAAAUGAUUGGAUUAAAAUAUUAUUCAGAAUUUCUUGAACGUAUUCCAAGAGAUGAAGUUACACAAAUUGAACAUGUUGUUAGAGAAGCAGCUGAAUCUAUUCGACCUGGUUUAUUAAUACAAACUUGUGGUUCUUAUCGACGAGGUAAAGCAACAUGUGGUGAUUGUGAUAUAUUAAUAACUCAUCGAGAUGGUAUUUCACAUGAACAUUUACUUUUUCCACUUGUUGAUAAAUUAAAAGCGAAUGGUUUUCUGCUUGAUGAUCUUGUGUAUACAGAUAAACAUGAUGAAGAACCAGGGGCACAUUUUCGAUAUUUUGGUGUAUGUAAAUUACCAGGUGAAAAUCAUUUGGUAAGAUUUUAA
Molecule: messenger RNA, 1287 nt
Organism: Rotaria sp. Silwood1
Lineage: Eukaryota; Metazoa; Rotifera; Eurotatoria; Philodinida; Philodinidae
Source: the annotation of a GenBank genome assembly